Molecule: messenger RNA, 1907 nt
Organism: Oryza brachyantha (malo sina)
Lineage: Eukaryota; Viridiplantae; Streptophyta; Magnoliopsida; Poales; Poaceae
Product: putative magnesium transporter MRS2-G
Exons: 5
Coding region: 77-1507 (476 amino acids)
Biological process (GO): magnesium ion transport
Molecular function (GO): magnesium ion transmembrane transporter activity
Source: RefSeq, a predicted model, not a curated record
UCUCCUCCUCCCGCACGUGUCGCUCGCACCACGCGACGACCUCGCCGUCGCCGCCGCCUCCGCCCGCGGCGCCGCCAUGGGGAGGCGAUCCGGGGGCAGGAAGCUGCCCUUCUUCGCAUCCAACGCCUCGACGUCGUCGUCCACCAAGCGGACCCGCUCGGCGCGCCGCCUCCCGUCCCUCCCCAAGCCCCGCGCGUCGGGUCCCACCUCCCCGGCCUCGCCCUCCGCCCCGCAGCCGGCCGGGUCGCACCCCGCCCCUCCGUCCCCCACCCUCGCCGUCUCUCCCUCCGUCGCUGGCGGCGGCGGCGGCGGCGCCGGUAAGGUGGGGAAGAAGAAGGCCGGCGCGCGCCUGUGGAUGCGGCUCGACCGGUGGGGCGUCUCCGAAACCCUCCAUCUCGACAAGGGAUCCAUCAUCCGCCGCGCCGGCCUGCCGCCGCGCGACCUCCGGAUCCUCGGCCCCGUCUUCUCCGACUCCUCAAGCAUCCUCGCUAGAGAGAAGGCGAUGGUGAUCAACCUAGAAUUCAUCAGGGCAAUCGUUACGGCCGAUGAGAUCCUCAUAUUGGAUCCUCUCGCAAUGGAUGUGAUCCCUUUUGUUGAGCAUUUGACACAUCAUCUCCCUCUGAAGAACCUGGUGUGUGGAAAUGGGCAACGUGGUGGUGAUGACCAUGGGGAAAAGCAUGAUGACUCGCCUGGAGAUCAGAUGCCUUGUCGUCUUAAUGAGGCCACUGGGGCAGAGCACGAGUUGCCGUUUGAAUUCCAGGUGCUGGAGCUCGCGCUCGAGACAGUGUGCUUGUCAUUUGAUGUUAACGUGUCUGCCCUCGAAAGGCGUGCCACUCCUGUACUCGAGGAGCUGACCAAGAAUGUCAGCACAAGGAACCUUGAUCGUGUGCGAACUCUCAAGAGUGAUCUUACCCGUUUGCUUGCCCAUGUACAGAAGGUCAGAGAUGAAAUAGAACAUCUUCUGGAUGAUAAUGAAGACAUGGCACAUCUGUAUUUAACAAGGAAGCAAUUACAAAACCAGCAGGUUGAGGCUUUAAUGUCAUCAGCUGCUUCCAAUAGCAUUGUUCCUGGAGGAACAAGUCUGUCAAGGUUGAACUCUAGUUUUCGGCGAAGUGUGAGCAUCGCUACAAGUAUGCAUUUGGAUAAUGACGUGGAAGACCUAGAGAUGUUACUUGAGGCUUACUUCAUGCAAUUGGAUGGAAUUCGCAACAGAAUUUUGUCGGUUCGAGAAUAUAUUGAUGACACAGAAGACUAUGUCAAUAUUCAACUUGACAACCAGCGUAAUGAACUCAUUCAGCUUCAGCUUACACUGACCAUUGCAUCCUUCGGCAUAGCUGUCAACACCUUCAUUGCUGGGGCUUUUGCAAUGAAUAUCAAGGGACACUUGUACUUCAUUGAUGACGGUAGCCUCUUUUGGCCAUUUGUUGGGGGCAGUUCAUCAGGUUGCUUCAUGAUCACCAUCAUGCUGUUAGGGUAUGCCUGGUGGAAGAAGUUGCUUGGUCCUUGAAACAAAGAAUUGAAAGAACCAAGUGAAAGAUAUCUUGUGGAAGUGUGCAUCCUUCUCAUUGCUGAGGAAGACAUGCAGUUUUGCUUGUUAUAUCUGUACUCUGUGGAAUGGAAGCAGACAAUGACAAUUUGAAGGGUAAAAGAAAACCGUGGGGCUUAAAGCAUAUAGGAUGCCUAUUGUUCUAUAUUUCUCUCUUUCUUUUGAAAGGGAUGUCUAUGUUUGUUGCUGGUGUUUCAUCCAUUUUUAUAAUAGAAAUACGGGAAAUUGUAAAGAUCUCCCCAAGUAUCAUUAUUAGUUUGAGUCCCCCCUAUAAAUUGAUUUAUUGCAAAUACCUUCCUCCUAAUUCACUUUGUUUGAGAUUACCUUCUAUUAUGGCUGCUAGUGCAUUCUUGUGGCCAAG